Branchiostoma belcheri (Belcher's lancelet) is the source of this 5048-nucleotide messenger RNA. RefSeq lists its product as uncharacterized. Lineage: Eukaryota; Metazoa; Chordata; Leptocardii; Amphioxiformes; Branchiostomatidae. The transcript is spliced from 15 exons. The record is from RefSeq and is a predicted model, not a curated record. Gene Ontology annotation, molecular function: protein binding. The coding region runs from base 193 to 4824 and encodes 1543 amino acids.
GGGAAUCCCCUGACUCACUGGUAAGUCCAAUGACGCUGGGCUCGCUUGGCGGCUCAAUCGGUAGUAGUUAUAAGAAAUGACGGCGCCUUAUGACACCAUAUUCACCUCGGAGCGACAUUAAACCUUGAUUAAAAACUUUUUUUAGGGAUAUGCGUACAUGACGAUUAGCUGAUUCUUUACCAUGUUUACAGAAUGGGUACAAGGCAGAGUAAAGCAUCGAACAGCAGCGUGACAACACAGAACGGCGAUGACAGAAUGGCUACAAGACAGGGUGAAGUCUCAGACAGCAGAGUGACAACACAGGACGGCGAUGACAGAAUGGCUACAAGCCAGAGUGAAGUCUCCAACAGCAGCGUGACAACACAGGACGGCGAUGACAGAAUGGCUACAAGGCAGAAUGAAGUCUCCAACAGCAGUGUGACAACACAGGACGGCGAUGACAGAAUGUCUACAAGGCAGAGUGAAGUCACAAACAGCAGCGUGACAACACAGGACGGCGAUGACAGAAUGGCUACAAGCCAGAGAAAAGUCACAAACAGAAGCGUGACAACACAGGACGGCGAUGACAGAAUGGCUACAAGCCAGAGUGAAGUCACAAACAGCAGCGUGACAACACAGGACGGCGAUGACAGAAUGGCUACGAGACAGAGUGAAGUCUCAGACAGCAGAGUGACAACACAGGACGGCGAUGACAGAAUGGCUACAAGCCAGAGUGAAGUCUCCAACAGCAGUGUGACAACACAGGACGGCGAUGACAGAAUGGCUACAAGCCAGAGUGAAGUCUCAGACAGCAGCGUGACAACACAGGACGGCGAUGACAGAAUGGCUACAAGGCAGAGCGAAGUCUCCAACAGCAGCGUGACAACACAGGACGGCGAUGAUAGAAUGGCUACAAGACAGAGUGAAGUCUCCAACAGCAGUGUGACAACACAGGACGGCGAUGACAGAAUGGCAACAAGUCAGAGUGAAGUCACAAACAGCAGCGUGACAACACAGGACGACGAUGACAGUAUAUACGAAGAACAUCUACAAAAUGGCUUCAAAGCCCUGCAGACUGGAGACCUGGACAAUGCAGAGCGAAGCUUUGCAUCGGCGCUCAGGUCUGUUCAUGUCAAAGGUCAACACAAGAAAGAGCUAGAGGCAGAUCCCCUGUACAGGUUAAGUGACGUCUAUCUUAAGAGAGGAGUCCAGUCAAAGGAGGGGGGAGACUUCACCAAGGCUGCAGCACUCUGUAACGCAGCACUGGUAAGAGCUAGGAGAGAAGAUGCGGAGGAAACUAUACAGGAAAUAACUCAAGUAUUUGUGAGGGAAGUCCUGAAGAUUGAACAGAAGGUAGACAAUGAUGAUACAGAGAAGCACAAAUCUAUGUUGGAGGCUGAUAGGGACUACGUAGAAACAGAAAUUAAAAGAAUUGACAAUGACUCUGAGAUAGAUCCAUAUAGUCUUGAUGACGAGGACCCAAAGAUAAAAGAAGUGGAAAUGAAGAGAGUGGAAGCAAUCAAAGCUUUGUUUCAGGCACUUGUUGGUCAGCGUAAUAUGUUUAUAGGUGGUCUUGUAGAUGAAUGUAUUAAGGUGAUGGGUCCCCCUCCCUGUAAGUACGCCAUGAUAGGUAUGGGUUCACAGGCCACGGGAUUGGUCACCCCAUACUCUGAUCUGGAGUUCGCCAUUUUGGUAGAGGAGGAAACCGAGCAUAAUGUCACCUAUUUCCGCAACCUCACUCAUUAUCUGCAUCUCAAAGUGAUCAAUCUGGGAGAAACCAUUCUCCCGGCCAUGGCGAUUAAGUCUCUGAAUGAUUUCUACUCAGACGACCCCCUGGACAACUGGUUUUAUGACUCUGUAACACCGCGCGGUUUUGCGUUCGAUGGAGCCAUGCCGCAUGCAUGCAAGACUCCAUUGGGUAGGGGAAGAAACAGCACAGGAACAAGCGAACUCAUCCGCACACCAAGUAAUAUGACCAACAUUCUGAAAGACGAUCUUACGUUCCAUUUAACGAAAGGCUACCAUCUCGCCAGUAUAUUGGGAAAUGUGACUUUUAUCACAGGAGAGCAGGGCUUGGUCAGUGAGUAUAGGUCUUUGUGGACUCAGCAACUUUUAGAAAGUGAUAGGAGAGUUCCGCUGUUGAUGGCAAAUACUGUACUGGUUGAUAAUGUAUCGAUCUUUCAACAUCAGACUCUCACUGCUAGUCUGAUGAAUGUAAAGAAAGAUUUGUAUCGAUUUUCGAGCCUUGCAGUGUCCUUUUGGGCGCUACGUCAUAACAUACAGCUAACCACUAUCUGGGAGACUAUUCAAGUGAUGAAAAACAGUGGAGUCAUCAGUAGUGAGAAUGCACACCACUUACUGGUCAUGGUCAGUAUCUCAGCAGAACUAAGGCUGCGGACUUACAUGAGCAAUCGUGGUCAGGUUGAAAAUAUGUCAGCCUUGUCGUCUGUGUCAAUCGAAACGGAAAUUGGGGAGGCGUUGAAGAAAGUGUUUUACGUCUCGAAUACAAAGCAGCUAUUAAGGUAUUAUUACACAGAGAGACCACUAAAACGCCUUCUUUCACAGCUGGCUGGCCCUUAUCAGCCUUUUGAAGAGUCUUCAAUCUUCUAUGACGAUUCUCCAAAACUGAAAGCUAAAGUAUUCGAAAGUCUGUGCGAUUUCCAAAAUUUUAAGACAUACACAGAACAGGCACUAGACAAUUAUCUAUCUCCGCAUGGCAAAUACACUGUAGACAGGAAUGUUAUGAAAUUACUUAACGACUUGGGUAAUGCUUGGAGCAACCUUGGGGAUUACAGAAAGGCGGUCAGCUAUCACGAACAGUCACUACAGAUGGAGCGGAGUAUCUAUGGCGAGGGUACUGAACAUUCUACUUAUAUUGCGGCCUCACUUAACAACUUGGGUGAGGCGUGGAGCAACCUUGGGGAUUACAGGAAGGCGGUAAGCUAUCACGAACAGUCACUACAGAUGGAGCGGAGUAUCUAUGGCGAGGGUACUGAACAUUCUUAUAUUGCGGCCUCACUCAACAACUUGGGUAACGCCUGGAGAAACCUUGGGGAUUACAGGAGGGCGGUCAGCUAUUACGAACAGUCACUACAGAUGAGGCGGAGUAUACAUGGCGAAGGCACUGAACAUUCUGAUAUUGCCACCUCACUUAACAACUUGGGUAUGGCCUGGAGUGACCUUGGGGAUUACAGAAAGGCGGUAAGCUAUCACGAACAGUCACUACAGAUGGAGCGGAGUAUCUAUGGCGAGGGCACUGAACAUUCUGGUAUUGCCGCCUCACUUAACAACUUGGGUACGGCCUGGAGUGACCUUGGGGAUUACAGGAAGGCGGUCAGCUAUUACGAACAGUCACUACAGAUGAGGCGGAGUAUCUAUGGCGAAGGCACUGAACAUUCUGAUAUUGCCGCCUCACUUAACAACCUGGGUAGCGCAUGGGACGACCUUGGGAAUUACAGGAAGGCGGUCAGCUAUUACGAACAGUCACUACAGAUGAUGCGGAGUAUCUAUGGCGAGGGUACUGAACAUUCUGAUAUUGCCAAAUCACUUCACAACUUGGGUAUCGCCUGGAGAAACCUUGGGGAUUACAGGAAGGCGGUCAGCUAUCACGAACAGUCACUGCAGAUGAGGCAGAGUAUCUAUGGUGAGGGUACUGAACAUUCUGAUAUUGCCCACUCACUUAACAACUUGGGUAAUGCCUGGGGCAACCUUGGGGAUUACAGGAAGGCGGUUAGCUAUCACGAACAGUCACUUCAGAUGAGGCGGAGUAUCUAUGGCGAGACUACUGAACAUUCUGAUCUUGUCGCCUCACUUAACAGCUUGGGUAACGCCUGGAGUGACCUUGGGGAUUACAGGAAGGCAGUCAGCUAUUACGAACAGUCGCUACAGAUGGAGCGGAGAAUAUAUGGCGAGGGCACUGAGCAUUCUGAUAUUGCCGCCUCACUUAACAACUUGGGUUCCGCCUGGAGUAACCUUGGGGAUUACAAGAAGGCUAUCAGCUAUUACGAACAGUCACUACAGAUGAAGCGGAGUAUAUAUGGCGAGGGCACUGAACAUUCUGAUAUUGCCGCCUCACUUAACAACUUGGGUAACGCCUCGUGCAAUAUCGGGGAUUACAGGAAGGCGGUCAGCUAUCACGAACAGUCACUGCAGAUGAAGCAUAGUAUCUAUGGCGAGGAUACUGAACAUUCUGAUAUUGCCGACUCACUUAACAACUUGGGUGCCGCUUGGAGCAAGCUUGGGGAUUACAGGAAGGCGGUCAGCUAUCACGAACAGUCACUACAGAUGAGGCGGAGUAUCUAUGGGGAGGGUACUGAACAUUCUGAUAUUGCCGACUCACUUAACAACUUGGGUACCGCCUGUAGCGAGCUUGGGGAUUACAGGAAGGCGGUCAGCUAUUACGAUCAGUCACUACAGAUGAGGCGGAGUAUCUAUGGCGAGAGCACUGAGCAUUCUGAUAUUGCCGCCUUACUUAACAACUUGGGUAACGCCUGGAGCAAGCUUGGGGAUUAUAGAAAGGCGAUCAGCUAUCACGAACAGUCACUACAGAUGAUGCAGAGUAUCUAUGGCGAGGGCACUGAACAUUCUAGUAUUGCCGCCUCACUUAACAACUUGGGUAACGCCUGGAGAAAUCUCGGUGACUACAGAAGGGCGGUCAGCUUUUACGAGAAGUCAUUAGAGAUGAGGCGGAGUAUCUAUGGGAAGGACAGUGCCCAUCCUGAUAUUGUCCGCUCGCUGAACAACUUGUGCGCCACUUGGAGAGACCUUGGUGAUUACAAAAAGGCCAUCGAAUAUUUCUUUAAGAAGAAACAGAUGGAACAGAUGCUCGGAACCGCAGCUGAGUAAUCAGUACAAACAUGCCCCAUUCUUAGUAGCUGUGUAUGAACUCCUCUACCAAAGUUGGUGUACUUUUACUAUGCAACAUUUUGUAAAGGGAGCAGAUUAUAGGCCUAAGAAUUUAGCGCAAUCACAUCGGAUUGUUGGGCUCUAAAUAGUACAAAUGUAAUCUGUAACAUAUCUGGCGUGUUACGCCGAAGGGUGUGGCUAUACCCCUACAGAUGCGUACGUAG